Strongylocentrotus purpuratus (purple sea urchin) is the source of this 1509-nucleotide messenger RNA. It is a transcript of the gene gtf2b, whose product is annotated as transcription initiation factor IIB. Lineage: Eukaryota; Metazoa; Echinodermata; Echinoidea; Camarodonta; Strongylocentrotidae. Gene Ontology annotation, molecular function: TBP-class protein binding; RNA polymerase II general transcription initiation factor activity. Gene Ontology annotation, cellular component: transcription preinitiation complex; nucleus. The transcript has 10 exons. Gene Ontology annotation, biological process: transcription preinitiation complex assembly; transcription initiation at RNA polymerase II promoter. Bases 164 to 1129 code for a protein of 321 amino acids. The record is from RefSeq and is a predicted model, not a curated record.
CAAUUUGUGUGGGUGAUUUCCGCUGCAGCCAUCGACAAGGGGACAAGGGAAUGAAUGGAUGAGAGUUAUUGCUGUCUAUAUUUCGUGAAUAUUUGAUCUUUUAACCACAGCAUCCUCCAUUGUCAGAAAUUCUAGUUUGAGAGGAACCUGUUUUGAAAUCAUCAUGGCAAGUACAAGCAAAGGAUCGGCUUCAGCGUCAGCUCCAAUGCACAAGGUAUGCUGCCCAUCACAUCCACAUGCAAACCUGAUAGAAGAUUCACAUGCAGGGGAUCUCAUCUGCCCUGAGUGUGGUCUAGUAGUAGCUGACAGAGUAAUAGACGUGGGAUCUGAAUGGAGAACUUUCAGCAACGACAAGGCCAACAUCGACCCCUCCCGUGUGGGGGCAGCAGAGAACCCUCUCCUCGAGGGCAACGACCUUUCCACCAUCAUCGGUGGAGUUCUGGGAAAUGCUAGCUUCAACGAGGAUGGAAGCAAAAAGUAUCGUUCCAAAUCAAAUAUGAGCUCAACCAACAGAACGCUGAUAAAUGCUUUCCGUGAGAUAGGAGCCAUGGCUGAUCGUAUCAACCUACCCAAGACCAUUGUGGAUCGAGCCCACACUCUCUUCAAGCAAGUCAAUGACCAGCGCACACUGAGAGGGCGAAGUAACGAUGCCAUCGCAGCUGCUUGCCUUUACAUUGCAUGUAGACAAGAAGGGGUGCCUCGAACAUUCAAAGAGAUCUGUGCAGUCUCCCGAGUGAACAAGCGUGAGAUUGGACGCUGCUUCAAGCUCAUCCUCAAGGCAUUGGAAACAAACGUAGUGCUUAUUACCACCGGUGACUUCAUGUCUCGAUUCUGUUCCAAUCUGAGCCUACCGCCCAAGGUCCAGAGAGCAGCGACACACAUUGCACGCAAGGCUGAUGAACUAGAUCUAGUGGCAGGACGAAGCCCAAUAUCGGUGACGGCUGCAGCAAUUUACAUGGCUUCACAGGCAUCAGAAGAAAAACGUUCUCAGAAAGAAAUCGGAGAAAUCGCAGGCGUGGCGGAUGUGACGAUUCGGCAAUCAUACAAGCUCAUCUACCCCAAGUCUCAUGACCUGUUCCCUCAAGACUUCCAGUUUGCAACCAAGAUUGAGGAUCUGCCGCCUCCUUGAUAAUCCAGGACAUCUCCACGACUCGACUCCCUUCAAUCAUACUCUAAAUCUUUAUUACCCCAAAGACACAAAUUCCACAAUGAUGUCACUAGAUCAAGCAAGACUGAAAUUCUAUAAUUUUGUUUUAAAAAUUCACCAGGAUGCUUUAAUUCAUUAGGUUUCUAUGACACAUUCAAAAAGGUAUUUACAAGUACCAGUGAUAGUUUUGAUGUUUGUGGUUUAGAAAUCUUUCUCAGACACUAAUAAAUGUCUGAGGAAAGUGUCAAAACCAUAGACAUCAUAACUCACACCUGAACACCCUUGUGGAUGUGUCAUUAAACUAGACCUUAAAAAAAAGCUAUUGUAUUGCCCCUUGCGACCGACCCAAAAAUCUUGAAAUC